Molecule: messenger RNA, 8431 nt
Organism: Nothobranchius furzeri (turquoise killifish)
Lineage: Eukaryota; Metazoa; Chordata; Actinopteri; Cyprinodontiformes; Nothobranchiidae
Gene: onecutl
Product: one cut domain, family member, like
Biological process (GO): regulation of transcription by RNA polymerase II
Cellular component (GO): nucleus
Molecular function (GO): DNA-binding transcription factor activity, RNA polymerase II-specific; RNA polymerase II cis-regulatory region sequence-specific DNA binding
Source: RefSeq, a predicted model, not a curated record
AAGAGUUGGUGGUGAGAUCGAUGAAGUGGCAGGCAGAGAGGGAAGAGGAGGAGGAGGAGGAAAAUCUCACGAGAUAAUGAAAGAAAAAGAGGCGAGCUGCUGGAGUGAGAGCAGGAGCGCAGACGCGGAGAUAUUUCUGAGGAGCAAAGACUGAAAAUAAACGCCAGGAGAGCGAGGAGCGCGAGGGAGGUCUGUUUGCAACCGCAGAUGUGUGCUUUUUCUUUAUUUCCGCUCCCCUGCGCUGUGGUUUUGGUGAAUGUUGAACCCCGGGGCGCAGCGGACCAAUUGUGUGAAUCCGUAGGUCUACUCGGCGACACAGUCGGGGAGAUGCUCAGGGCGGACCACAGCCGCGGACGCGCUCUGAGAACCGGGUAGGAAAAAGGCACAAAAGCGACGCUUCAGCCAGAGAACAGCUGAGCAGCAGAGACGCGAACAGCGCGCGGAUGCUCCACAGAGAAUAAAAGAAGAGCCGAGACUCCUCGUGCUGCUGCAGACUCAUUCUCUGGGAGUUUGAGGGGAGUUUGAAGACAGUACUUAAUGUUAUCAGAUAAUUAAUUAGACACCCAUAAGCCCGGAAAUCAAUUAAUUCACAAAUCAAUAAAUCCAUAGUCUGGUGUAACAAGAGCCGGUUAGCCUGGCUGUUGAACAACAAUAACAAGAGGAGGACAGCAGCAGCACACGUAGCCACCGAGUACACAUUAUUUGCUGAAACCGAAGAUGGAUGUGGGUCUAGGGGAGAUGUCCCUCCACGGCCACCCGGAUCUGUCCCACAGCCAGGACGGCAGAGCCAUGCUGCACUCCAGGGACCUUUCAGCGGCCUUCCCCAGGCCGUCCCUCGGCAGCUCCUCCAUGUCUCUGGAACCGGAGCCCCGUCCGCCGGGUUAUGACCACUCAAUGUCGGCGCUGGGCUACAGCGGAGACUCCCCGUCCAGCUCCGGCAGCACCUACACCACCCUCACUCUGCAGCCAUUUGAUGACAAGUUCCACCAUCACCAUCACCAUCACCCCUCUCCCAUCAGCAACGUUAUUGGCAGCUUCACCCUUAUGAGAGAAGAUCGCCUUGGCGCCAACUUCUACAACCCCUAUGGCAAGGAGCUGGCUAUGUCCCAAAGCCUGUCGCCCCCCUCCGCGGCAUCAGGCCUGGGUUCGUCCAUGCAUGGCUACGGCAACCUGGGCAAUAGCCCCAAUGGCAAUGGUGGACAGAUGCUCCACAGCGGUUACGAUGUCCACGGAGGGAGCCUCUUCUGCCGGACAUCAGAUUUCGGUCGAGAGAUGUCACCGCCAGGCUGGGGGGGAGGCGAUGUGUCAGUUGGACAUCAGCUAAAUAAAAUGGAGGCUCACCAGCACACCCGCCACCACCCUCACAUCUACAGCCAGCACUACCAACCUCACCAUCACCCUAGCCAGCAAACCGCCAAGAUGGGCGAGCACCUCCACUCUUCCUCAUCCGCCUCAUCCUCGCCCGGCGAGGGCAUGCUGCCCGGCUUGCAGGGCAACGGAGGCAGCGGCGGGGAGGAAAUCAACACCAGGGAUGUGGCCCAGAGGAUCAUCACUGAGCUGAAGAGGUACAGCAUCCCCCAGGCCAUCUUCGCCGAAAGGGUUCUGUGUAGGUCACAGGGCACGCUGUCUGACCUCCUGAGGAACCCCAAGCCCUGGGGCAAGCUCAAGUCUGGCCGCGAGACCUUCAAGAGGAUGUCUCGCUGGCUGCAGGAACCGGAGUCAAGAAUGGCCUCGCUCCGGCUGGAGGCCUGCAAGCGCAAGGAGCAGGAGCAGAGCAAGCUGGAGCGCAACCAGGGCCCCAAGCGCACCAGGCUGGUGUUCACAGACCUGCAGCGGCGCACGCUCAUGGCCAUCUUCAGGGAGAACCACCGCCCCACCAAAGAGCUGCAGGUCACCAUCUCCCAGCAGCUGGGCCUGGAGCUCUCCACCGUCAGCAAUUUCUUCAUGAAUGCCCGCCGACGCAACCUCAACAAGUGGGCAGACGAGGGGCGCCCCUCCUCCACCGGCUCCUCGGGCUCCAGCGUUUCCUCCUCCGCAGUGUCUUGCAGCACUGCGUGACGACAGGCCGCCGAGGAGGUGCACUGGGGAGGGCACUGAAGGAGCAAGGGGGCACAUAGACUGGUCUGGGUGGAGAUCAGCAGUUACAAAUGUCCUCCUCGUUAUCAGAAGGAGCGACGGAGCCAGCAGUUAGAGAUGAUUUAACGAAGAUGAAGCUUUGUUUUCCCCAAACCAAAGUCGAUCGCCUCUUUGAAAUAGAAAGAGGCGAUGCCUAGAAUGAUACGAGUGCAGGAUAUGAGUUCCUGCUUGUAUAGUCAAGGGUGCAGAGAUGAUUCGACUGAGAGAAGAUCCACACCCGCACAUAGGCCCAUCGCAUUGCAUUAUUUUGAUUAUGUAGGUUAGACACAAUGAGGGUGUCACAAAUCAGGAGGAAGCAUAUUUUGAUGAACCUUCAUGAACUUUUAUUCUCAUCUCUCCAAACGUGAAGAAUCAAGAGGAGAAGUCUGCUCACACCUGGAGAGCUCCAUUUGUAACCUUUUAAUCAAAAGUGAUCACCAUCAUCCAAAGAUGUUAAUCUACCCCCUAAUGUUCCCUUUUCCUCCUCGAGAAUCAAGGAGGCAGAAAAGGCUUUCUUUUUUUUUAAUUCCUGUUUUUUUAUGUGAAGAAAUCAAUUCCCCUUUCUUAGCAUGUGUUUCCAUGGUGAUGGUUCCCAGGACUGUUUGGUGCUGUUCGGAGCCUGGAAUAAUCAGGAGGGUUCUGUAGUGUCCGUAAACCCCCGACUGUCAAUCACUAACCGUCAACAAGAGCAUCUACGGCGUUUUGUCAAAAUGGUCUCGCCUUGAAUUAAUCAGAGGUUUCAAGAGGGAUCUACAGUUUGGUGCAUCUCGACGUACGCCGGGAUAGAAUCAAUAAACACAAGUAGGACGCCCAAGCAGACUUGUUGAUGCAACCGUUUAGCUUUAAGACUCUCGCCGAGCUUCCAGAGGAAAGCUCCACAGCCAUUUUCGUUUACUCGAAACCAAGCCACAAAAAAAAAAAAAAACCCAGAAGGGAGCAAACCCGUCGGAACAGAGAGGUUUCUAGAGAAGACGUGUAUAGUGACAUUUAAGUAUUUUUUUCCAAAUCAUUUCCAAACAACUGUACGCACCUCUGCUCCAUUCUGAAGUCUUUUUUUACAGAUGUCUAGAAAAAUGGAGGAAUGUGAUUCUUUCUGCCCUUUUUGUACAGAUUUCAAGCACAUUGCUGUAUUUAUAGAAACACGUUGGAAGUGCGGGGCCGUUUGUUUCAGCCCCGCUGACGUUUAAGGUCGUUUUUAUUUAUUAAUUUAUUUUUUUUGGGUCCACAAAGGAAAGGCUUUAACACGCCUCCUUUUAGCCGGUAGAUAAAUCAAACCUUUCCAAAUGCAAUUACUGAUCUGAUCACCGUAAUUAUUUCUGCAUUUGUGUAUUUAUUGUUUUCUCUUUUCCCUUCUGUAUUUAUUUGCUAAUUUAUUGAUGCUAUCUAUAUGCUGUAAGUAUUUAUUUAACACUGCUCCGUAUGUCUGUGUGAUACUGAAGACUUUUUUCUGAUGGGCACUUUUAGCUGUAGAAUCCCAUCGUAAUACCAAAGAUUAACAUUGCCUCCCUGAAUGUACGGCCUGAAUCCCCGACCCCUGAUCCCGAUCCCGACCCAAUCCAACCACCCCGUGAUGUUGAGUAUCUCUCGAUCUUAUAGGCCUGGCCUUUCUCUUUUUGUUGUAUUUUGUAGGUUAUUGGGGAAGACUUGCAAAUGUCUCUGCCGUCAGAUCUUAAUGCCAAGGCCAAAGCUUGUUUGAAUGUUGUGAUAUUACUUAUAAUUAAUAAUCCUAUGAAUAGUAAUGACGACAAAGAUGGCGUGGCGACGCUUGGGCUUUAGAAGUUGUGAGGCUGGAUUUGGAGCGAUGCCAUCUGGAGGAGUGUGCAAAGUGUCUGGGGACCCGCUUAGAGUCCUUCAGGGUCACAUGCAAACGUGUGUGCUGCUGUUUGUCUGCUUGGCUAAACGUGCAUGGUUGUGACAGCCCCCCCCCACGCCGUACCUGUGGAGUGUGGACACUCACGUCCAACUCAGUGUGGUCUCACUGUCUCCCCCGUCUUCAUCUUAAGCUCUUCUGCCAGUUGUCUCAGUUCCACCAGGAUGCCUCUUACCUUUCUUUGUUUGAGAUAUUGUUUAGAUAUGUUCCUCUGUUAUUCUUAGAGGUGCACUAAAGCCAGUGUCUCUCCGGGGUGCGAUUAUGGACAGAACAUUUCAAGAAAAGGUGCAAAUUUUUGAUUUCACUCAUGCUGUUUUGGGAGUUUCCAGGUCACGUGGAGCAUGUGACAAACUGAGAACCAACUGUAAUAUUCAUGGAAUGCUCAUGCAGAAGUUUUUGCUAAAAUUUUGCUGCAAAAUGUCUUAAUUAUUUUUCAGUAUGGUCAGAAUUUACUCCUGAGUUCAUUUUUUAUGGGUUUUUUUGUUAUACAGGGUAAAAGGAGCUCAUUUUUACCUUAGCUAACAUGUUCCAACGUCUACAGCCGCCAUCGUCAGAGCUAUCCCCGAUAUUGUUAGCGUCCCUUCCGUUUAUCUGCGGGCAGCAGAGGACGAUGUCGCCCUCCACUGCCUGCACCCCCUCCGCUGAUCACAAUGUCCCAUGAGUAUGCAUACUCUAAUCUCUAAUCCAUAAUGGACUGGGAACAGAAAUUCAAAAGAUGGAUCAGGAAGGCGAUCGAGAUAAGGAGAUGUGGAUCCAGAAGUAUGAGCAGGGACAAAGGAGUAUCCAUGCUGGACUUCUCACGGGACAUAGCGACCAACGGAGGAGACGCGGGCAGUAGUCCGCAGUUAAACGGAAGUGACGUCACUAACAUCGGCAAUAGCUCUGACAAAGGCGGCAGUAGACGUCGGAACAUGUCAGCUAAGGUAAAAACAAGCUCCUCUUACUCUGUGUAUAACAAAGAACCACAAAAAAAUGAUGUUACUCCUAAAUUGUUUGACAUUUCAUAAGGAAACCCCAGAUUUUUUUUUGACGGAAUUGUGUUUUUGUUCAGAAAAAUAUUGCCAUCCACACGAUUGAAACAAAAAUGCUGAAGUACUCACACCACAAUAUUUCUUUAACAAACCAUCAAAAUACAGAGAAAAAAACAUAGUUAUGAUAGUUUAUUUUCAUUACCGAUGCCCAUAUGUAAAGGUCACGGUCAGCCGAUGGCUGAUAUGUGCUGUCGAUUGUUGUGGCCCAUUUUCAUAGCCGAUAUCUAGAUGUUUUCCACCCUAUUUGCAUGUUAAAAUGUCACUAAUAACAUCAGUUGAUGUGCAGAAUUUCUGACGACGAAUCGGUUUUGGGCGUUGAAUUUAAACAACUGUAAAAGUCAGAUAUUUAACUAAAGUUAGUCAAACAAAUCAGUUAAUGGAACCAAAAAUGCAUUUUAGUUAAACAUUUAGAGCAUUCAUUAUCCAAAUGUUAGUCAGGAACGUAAAUAUACUUUUAAAUUCAAUUCUGCAGCAGCACCAGGGUGUCCAGGGAUGUGCCUGACCUUAAAUUGGUUUAUUAAGGGGUACAUCAGCCAACUGAUAGAUCGGUCUAUCCCUAAAUCUUAGCUUGACUAAAAACUUUUUUAUUUCUUUCAUAAUAUUGUUUACUCGUUUUCAUUUCUGUCUUUUGAGUGAUUUAAAAAAUGGAUUUGCAUGAAAAAGCCUCCGUAUCUCCCAUCUACACUGAUGCUUCACACUUUUAUAUCGCUACUUUGGAAGGGGUUUCUGAAAAAAAAAAAUUUUUUAUCAACAAAAAUAUCAGUUUAUGUGUAGGAGAGAAGUAGUAAGUAAGGUAAUUUCAUUUAUAUAGCACUUAUCACAGAUAUAGAAUCACAAAGUGAUUCACACAGAUCAAAACUAAAUAAAACUAAGUCAUUAAAUCAUAACAAUCACAAUACAGAAAUAGAUCAGAUCAGAAAAAUAAAGUCAUAAAAUUAUAAAAUUUCAUAAACAGAUGAAAGACUACUAAUUUGAGUUAAACAUGAGAAAAUGAAAGAUUUAGGUAAAAGCAGCUUUAAAUAAAAGGGUCUUUAGCUGUUUUUUAAGUGUCCAGACUGUCAAUGCUACAUAAGGAUAAAGGAAGAUCAAACACAUCAGAAAAUCCCAGUUUUAAGAAAUAUCUGCAGUAGUGUGGAUUGAGAUAAUCGUGUACCUUUUUCAAGCAUGUUAAAAUAGCGUCAACAAGAGCGAGGCCCUGCAAUUAAAGGGAGUGUCAAGUGUUUUGAGACAACUGGAGCUCGCCUCCCAGGUUCCAGUCAAAGUUUGCCGCCAACAGUCUCAGCCCAGUGAGAUACUGGUUUGGAUUUGAGUGUUUCUCUCCAGCCUUCUGUGCUAUUGAUGUUUAGAUCUUCCUCUUUUUGGAGCCUUUAGUAUCUAAUAUUUGUUUUGCACAGACAUAAAGCACCAAUCUUGAUCAUUUCGAUCUCCUUGAAUGCUUCCCCUAGUCCUUCGAGGUUCUCAGAGCAGCUUUGCGUAGCACAAAUGUUUAGAUUUUACGUUUUGUGUGAUAGAAGCAUAAAUCAGGACCAAAGACCUUGCUCUCUGACUCUUGUGUAAAUGUUUCCAAACAGUAAUGAGGCUGACACGGCUGUAUUCCACCCUCGCUCUCCGUCUCAUUUUCUCUUCUCUUCAGCGUUAGAAGAGGCGGUUUGGUCUAGCCCCCUUCACAGCGUGCACUUGAAAGACGAGCGGUCAUUAAAGAGGCCAUCGACUUUUUCGCCGACUUCAAAGGGGAGGCUUUUUUUCCCCCCGUCUCCUCUCUGGGUCCGUGGGCCGAGGUCCGCUGUUGGCCAGACCUGUGGGCUUUAGGGGGGCAUUCAAAAAGGGGUGGGCGGGGGUGGGUGGGUGGCUGGUGUGAGAGAUCAGAGAGGAGGCAGAAUCAUCCAGAAUGAGGAUGGUAGUUGUGGUGUGUUUGUGUGUAGAAGGAGUAGAAAUAGGAGGGGGUUGUUUGAGGAACAGGAGGUGUUGGAGUAGCGGGGCAUGGAACUGGAUUAAACUUUAAUGAGUGACAAUUGUAAGCAUGCUGAGAGCUAAAGGGGGGUGCUGGAGAAGGGGUGAGGGUGGAGAAAAAUUUAAAAUAAAAGAGGUUGAAGGCCGACCCCUGUCAGGGUAUCAAAGCUGAGGUGACACCUUUCAGGUCUCCCUUUGUCUCUCUGACCAGGAGCCUAAAAUGGAGACAGAGCCACCUUCUGCUCUGUGUCAAGCAGGGAAGCUCAUCCUUCUCUGAGCAUAGGAGGCAGGAGGGAGGGGGGUGCUGCAGGUGAAACCGUUUGAGCCUGCAGCACCCCCUGGUGUCACGUCCAGCCAAACCCUGAAGUCAGGAAACAAGCCAAAUAGUUUCGAGUAUCUUUCAACCAAAAAGGAAAACUACCAAAGAGGAACCGGUUGUUUUGAGCAGCUUCCUGUCAGAGCUGCAGUAGCACUCAGAGGACUUUCUGUGGGUAGAAUCAGUAUCAUAGAGUUGGAACUGAGACACUGACACAAGGCCAUGUCUUCAGAUGGACGUCUUUAGACUGUAAGCCCCGGUGUCUCCGUGUCUGUCCCCAUGCCUUUUCCCUUCGUGUCCACAAAGACUUUACCCAUCUACCUCAACUGUGUGAGAUGUUGUGUGAAAAAGAUAUUUCUUAACCAAAGAAUCCAUCCUGUCAGGGUGUCUGUCGAUCUAAACUAUCUGUCUCGUCUGUCCAUCCGUCUCUUCUUCAUCAUGCCUUGAACUCCAAACCAAAUGUGCUGGAAUCAAUCCAAAACAGGAGCCAAACGAGGCUCCCGUCCAGCCAAAGCUGAAGUCUAGUACGCUAGUGUCCCAUCCAUCCAUGUUCUGUAUAUAAAUCUAAAGUCAUUCUCAAGACCAAAAAAACCAAAAAAGGAGGUGACAAUCUAAGCAAGGAGGUUCUUGCUGUAAUCAACGUUGCCUGUUCCUUGUUUUCCAUAAAAAAAGGAAUUAAGCCCAAGAGGCUCAAGAAUCAAGCUCUCAUCCUGAAAUAAAAAAGGUCAAAGAAGACAAGAAGCUAUUUUUCCACAUUUGUAAGCCGCCCCCCACCCUUUCUCCCUCCCCCGUUAUUUCCUGAUGUUUAGUGUAGUAGAAAUACUGUUUGAUCCCACUGUUGUAAGUAGGAAUUAAUGAAAUCCAUACAAAAAGCUUUAAGUGAGGAAGAGCUAGUGUUUGGGUCCGAGCCCCCACCCCACCAUGCUUUACCGUGCCAUUCUUGUCCUUGUGUUAGACUUCCUCUUAUGAAUGUGGCUAACCAACCAAAGGCUUAAAGUAAAAAUAGAAAAGAUACACAACACUUUAAACAUCAAUCAUGGUGGGACGUUUUGUAUCAACAACUAAAGAAAAUCCCUUUGAAUACCUCAUGUGAAAAUUGUUUGUUGUGAUGUUGCACUAAAAAAUAAAAAUGACUCAUUUGUAACCCAA